Molecule: messenger RNA, 528 nt
Organism: Betta splendens (Siamese fighting fish)
Lineage: Eukaryota; Metazoa; Chordata; Actinopteri; Anabantiformes; Osphronemidae
Product: cytochrome c oxidase subunit NDUFA4
Exons: 4
Coding region: 195-443 (82 amino acids)
Source: RefSeq, a predicted model, not a curated record
UUGGCAACAAGUUUGGCCGCACCAGCCAACACAGUGCAGUUGAGCUAACAAACGGCUCUUUCUAGAAAUCUGCAGAGGGGAAUUGACUCGAAGUGGAUUCGUUCAUCACAGUGUAGCGGUCACUUUUCUCCUCUCGGGGUUUUGUGUUAUUUUUGGGAGGGAGGGUUUGGUUUUGGAGGACAAAUACUGUAAAGAUGAUUAGGACCAUGUUUCAGCAUGCGAAGAAGCAUCCAGGGUUAAUCCCUCUGUUCCUCUUCGUCGCCGCGGGGACCAUGGGGGCCUCGCUCUACCUGAUCCGUCUGGCGAGAGGGCCUCAUGUCGCCCUCUGGGACAAGAAGAACAACCCGGAACCCUGGAACAGGCUCGACCCAACCUACCAGUACAAGCUUGUGGCCAUCAGCACAGACUACAAGAAGCUGAAGAAGGAAGGGCCUGACUUCUGAAGGUGCUCCAGGGCCCGAGUUCGGCAGGAGCUCCCUAACUGUAACCAUUCCAACAACAAGUAUUAAAGAUUACUGCAUGCUCGUA